Biomphalaria glabrata is the source of this 2598-nucleotide messenger RNA. RefSeq names its product trichohyalin-like. Bases 1 to 2598 code for a protein of 865 amino acids. The transcript has 3 exons. Lineage: Eukaryota; Metazoa; Mollusca; Gastropoda; Planorbidae. The record is from RefSeq and is a predicted model, not a curated record.
AUGGCCGCUGCACAAGUUGAAAAACAAAUAGACAUCAGACAGGCCGAUGAGUGGAGAGGGAACAGUGAGUCACUGGUUAGUGGACGUCUGAAACGAUUCCUGCUUUGUAUUGCUUUCCAUGUUGCAGACGUUUCUUUAGAGAACAACAUGAAAGCCAGAGUCACCUGGAAGCCGUCAGGCCGAAAAACCAUCACCUCUACCAGGACCACCACCACCACCAUCGGUACAUGGAAAGUCUGUACCAUAGAUGAGACUGGGAAGACAGCGCAUGUGGCAGCUGAGAUGAAAAUGUACAACCUCACCAUCUUAGGACUCAGCAAGUCAAGAUGGACUGGGCCUUUGAGACACACAAAGAUUUAUGAGUUACAGCAGAACCGAUUGUGGAGCAGCAGUCUAAAUAGUAAAUAUGUCUUGAGGGAGUUGAAGCUGGUACAUCUAAGUAGUAGAGAAAACAGAUUUAGAGAAGACAGAUUUAGAGAAGACAGAUUUGGAGAAAACAGAUUUGGAGAAGACAGAUUUAGAGAAGACAGAUUUGGAGAAAACAGAUUUGGAGAAGACAGAUUUAGAGAAGACAGAUUUGGAGAAAACAGAUUUGGAGAAGACAGAUUUAGAGAAGACAGAUUUGGAGAAAACAGAUUUGGAGAAGACAGAUUUAGAGAAGACAGAUUUAGAGAAAACAGAUUUGGAGAAGACAGAUUUAGAGAAAACAGAUUUAGAGAAGAAAGAUUUAGAGAAAACAGAUUUAGAGAAGACAGAUUUAGAGAAGACAGAUUUAGAGAAAACAAAUUUGGAGAAGACAGAUUUAGAGAAAACAGAUUUAGAGAAGAAAGAUUUAGAGAAAACAGAUUUAGAGAAAACAGAUUUAGAGAAAACAGAUUUAGGGAAGACAGAUUUAGAGAAGACAGAUUUAGAGAAGACAGAUUUAGAGAAAACAAAUUUGGAGAAGACAGAUUUAGAGAAAACAGAUUUAGAGAAGAAAGAUUUAGAGAAAACAGAUUUGGAGAAGACAGAUUUAGAGAAAACAGAUUUAGAGAAGAAAGAUUUAGAGAAAACAGAUUUAGAGAAAACAGAUUUAGAGAAAACAGAUUUAGAGAAGACAGAUUUAGAGAAGACAGACUUAGAGAAGACAGAUUUAGAGAAAACAGAUUUGGAGAAGACAGAUUUAGAGAAGACAGAUUUAGAGAAAACAGAUUUGGAGAAGACAGAUUUAGAGAAAACAGAUUUAGAGAAGACAGAUUUAGAGAAAACAGAUUUAGAGAAAACAGAUUUGGAGAAGACAGAUUUGGAGAAGACAGAUUUGGAGAAGACAGAUUAUUAAAAGACAGAUUUGGAGAAGACAGAUUUAGAGAAGACAGAUUUGGAAAAGACAGAUUUGGAGAAGAAAGAUUUAGAGAAGACAGAUUUAGAGAAAACAGAUUUAGAGUAGACAGAUUUAGAGAAAACAGAUUUAGAGAAGACAGAUUUAGAGAAAACAGAUUUAAGAAAACAGAUUUAGAGAAAACAGAUUUAGAGAAAACAGAUUUGGAGAAGACAGAUUUGGAGAAGAAAGAUUUAGAGAAAACAGAUUUAGAGAAGACAGAUUUAGAGAAAACAGAUUUGGAGAAGAAAGAUUUAGAGAAAACAGAUUUAGAGAAGACAGAUUUAGAGAAGACAGAUUUGGAGAAGAAAGAUUUGGAGAAGACAGAUUUAGAGAAAACAGAUUUAGAGAAAACAGAUUUGGAGAAGAAAGAUUUAGAGAAGACAGAUUUAGAGAAGACAGAUUUGGAGAAGACAAAUUUAGAGAAAACAGAUUUGGAGAAGACAGAUUUGGAGAAGACAGAUUUAGAGAAGACAGAUUUAGAGAAAACAGAUUUAGAGAAAACAGAUUUAGAGAAAACAGAUUUAGAGAAGAAAGAUUUAGAGAAAACAGAUUUAGAGAAAACAGAUUUGGAGAAGACAGAUUUGGAGAAGACAGAUUUAGAGAAAACAGAUUUGGAGAAGACAGAUUUAGAGAAAACAGAUUUGGAGAAGACAGAUUUGGAGAAGACAGAUUUAGAGAAGACAGAUUUAGAGAAAACAGAUUUAGAGAAAACAGAUUUAGAGAAAACAGAUUUAGAGAAAACAGAUUUGGAGAAGACAGAUUUAGAGAAAGAUUUAGAGAAAACAGAUUUGGAGAAGACAGAUUUAGAGAAGACAGAUUUAGAGAAGACAGAUUUAGAGAAAACAGAUUUAGAGAAAACAGAUUUAGAGAAAACAGAUUUAGAGAAAACAGAUUUAGAGAAGACAGAUUCGGAGAAGACAGAUUUGGAGAAGACAGAUUUAGAGAAAACAGAUUUAGAGAAGACAGAUUUAGAUAAAACAGAUUUAGAGAAGACAGAUUUAGAGAAAACAGAUUUAGAGAAGACAGAUUUAGAUAAAACAGAUUUAGAGAAGACAGAUUUAGAGAAAACAGAUUUAGAGAAGACAGAUUUAGAGAAAACAGAUUUGGAGAAGACAGAUUUGGAGAAAGAAGAUUUCAAAAAGACAGAUUUUGAGAAGACAGAAUUGGAGAAGACAGAUUUAGAGAAGACAGAAUUGGAGAAGACAGAUUAUGAGGAAGUGGCAGUGAACUCUAAGUGA